Molecule: messenger RNA, 2810 nt
Organism: Morus notabilis
Lineage: Eukaryota; Viridiplantae; Streptophyta; Magnoliopsida; Rosales; Moraceae
Product: mechanosensitive ion channel protein 10
Exons: 6
Coding region: 193-2469 (758 amino acids)
Biological process (GO): detection of mechanical stimulus; monoatomic anion transport; transmembrane transport
Cellular component (GO): plasma membrane
Molecular function (GO): mechanosensitive monoatomic ion channel activity
Source: RefSeq, a predicted model, not a curated record
ACCAGCAUAGAUCAGUUUGUUUUUGAAAAAUUCUUGCCUUUCCUUUUUCAUGCUCUGUUUCUCUCAACCAAGCAGAGUAAACACCAAACAUAUGAACAAAACCAUCAAUGUUCUAUUGAUUGUUUGUUUCUCCAGAAGGUUUCUUCUCUUUCCCGAGAAAGUUUCGUCCUUCCCCAGAAGUUCAAACCCGGUAUGGAUGCGAGAAAAGGCGGGGCGGAGAAGAAACGAACAAACGACGUCGUUUUGCAGAUUUCGAGCACGGAAAAAGGAACAGCUUCUGGGUCUUCUCCGAAAGUGUCGAAAGACUCCAACUUUGAGCUAACAGAGCUAAAGCCUCCGAAAGUCCCAAGUCCGACCAACCCAGUUUCAGUUUCUCGGCGGGCGUCGAUUUCGAGGUCGACUUUCUCGAAGCCCAAGUCCAGACUAGUUGAGCCACCACGUCCCGGUGAUCCCAAAUCGGCUGAAGAGAAAUCUCGGUUGAAAUCAGACACAAGUUCUUCUCUUUCAAGCUCGCCUAAUGUAACUUCUUCCCCAAGCAACAAAGUCAAAGUCUCCACUCCUAAAGAACACCAGAAAUCAGCUCCGGUAACUCCCAAAACGCCUCUGAUUUCAACACCACCGGGAGAGGAAGAAGAAGAAGAAGACGAUGAUGAUGAAGAUGUGUACAAAACAGCCGAUCUCAAGGGGAGACAAGAGGCAAGUAAGAAGAGGAGAAAAGUGAAAGUUACUCUCUUGAUUGAGUGGGUUUCGUUUGUUUGCAUAGUGGGGUUUUUGAUUCUUAGCUUGACUUUGCAUGAAUUGGAAAAGAAAUUGGUUUGGGGAUUGGAAUUGUGGAAAUGGGGUGUCUUGGUUUUGGUGAUUUUUUGUGGUAGAUUGGUCACUGAGUGGUUUAUCAAUGUUUUGGUUUUCUUGAUUGAGAAGAACUUUUUGCUUAAAAAGAAGGUUUUGUAUUUUGUUUAUGGGUUGAAGAACAGUGUGCAGGUUUUUAUAUGGAUAGGUUUGAUACUUUUGGCUUGGGGUUUGUUCAAUCGUGGGGUGAGGAGGUCUAGAGGAACUACCAAGGUUCUUAAUUAUGUUACUAGGGGUUUAGCUUGUUGUCUUAUUGGAGCAGCUAUAUGGUUGUUGAAGAAUUUGUUCAUUAAAUUGUUGGCGUCUUCUUUUCAGUGCAAUAGAUUCUUUGAUAGGAUUCAGGAAUCACUCAUUCAUCAGUAUGUUCUGAGGGUACUUUCCGGGCCGCCAUUGAUGGAGAUGGCGGAAAGAGUUGGGAAGACGCCGAGUACGGGACAGCUGAGUUUCCGAAAUGUGAAGAAGGAAAAGGGUGAGGAGAAGCAAAAAGGGAAAGAAGAGGUGAUUGAUGUGGAUAAGCUCAAGAAGAUGAAACCAGAGAAGGUUUCUUAUUGGACAAUGAAAGGGUUGGUUGAUGUGAUCAGGGGUACUGGAUUGACUACCAUUUCGAACAUAUUGGAAGACGAGGAGGACGGGGAUGCCCAGAAGGAUGAGGAGAUUACUUCUGAGUGGGAAGCAAAGGUUGCUGCUUAUCGGAUUUUUCAUAAUGUUGCCAGGCCUGGUAGCAAGUACGUUGAUGAAGAAGAUCUCUUGCGCUUCCUGAGUAGAGAGGAAGUGGAUCUUUUGCUUCCGAACUUUGACGGAGCAGUAGAAACCCGUAAAAUCAAGAGAAAAACUUUGAAGAACUGGCUGGUGAAGGUUUACCUUGAACGCAAAUUGCUGGCUCAUUCAUUAAACGAUACCAAGACAGCCGUAGAGGAGCUGAAUAAGCUUGUCUCUGUGAUUGUAAUUGUGGUAGUCAUAAUUCUCUGGUUGCUCUUGAUGGGAUUCUUGACCACCCAAGUACUUGUAUUCAUUUCAUCCCAAACUCUGCUGGUUGUAUUCAUGUUCGGUAACACUGCUAAGACCGUGUUUGAAGCCAUCAUAUUUGUAUUUGUGAUGCACCCAUUUGAUGUGGGAGACCGCUGCGUCGUUGAUGGAGUACAGCUGGUUGUUGAAGAGAUGAACAUUUUGACAACGAUCUUCUUGCGAUUUGACAAUGAGAAAAUCUUUUAUCCGAAUAGUGUUUUGGCAACCAAACCCAUCAGCAAUUUCUACAGGAGUCCAGAAAUGGGUGAUUCUGUUGAAUUUGCUGUUGAUUUCUCUACGUCGAUCGAGACUAUUGCAGCUUUGAAAGCCAAAGUAAAAGCGUACCUGGAAAGCAAACCUCAAUACUGGCGUCCUGCUCACAGCGUGGUGAUUAAGGAUAUUGAGGAUGUCAACAAGAUGAAAAUAGGUCUUUACGUCACGCACACCAUCAAUUUCCAGAACUACGGCGACAAGAGCAGCCGAAGGUCUGAACUGGUGCUAGAGUUGAAGAAAAUUUUCGAAGAGCUCGGAAUUAAAUAUCGGCUGCUGCCUCAAGAAGUUCAUGUCAGCUAUUUCAGUUCAGCUUCUUCAGCAGUCUUAUUGCCACGGCAGUGAUCUUUUUCGAUUCUCCUUUAACCUUGCAAAUUAAGGAGGUGGGCUAGAGCGUGGCAAAAAGAAAGUGCGUUGUAGAUCAAGCAAAGAGCUCUUUAUUUAGUUGGUAAUACAAUUCUUUUUAAGUUUUAGAUUUGUAAACAGAAUGCCAUGUUUGCAAUUCAUAUUUGAAAGGAAUAAGAGCCGCAAAAUUAUGAUGCUGUGGGUGUCUGAGUCUGAGAGAUGGGAAACGAGAUUUUGGUACCUAAGAUUAUUUGUUGAGAUUUUUGUCAGUUCAUGCUAGCCUUGAUAGUCCAAUUUUGUAAAAAUCAUGUUCAGUGUCGGUUUUUUUUUUUUUUUUUUUU